AUGGAUGCGGCGAUUAGUACCACUAUUGUUUGGUUUCUAUGGAAGAAACGUAAUACCGGAGUGACCAGAACCACAGUUGUUAUCCAUCGCAUAGUCAGAUGGACGGUUCAAACGGGGCUCAUAGCCAGUGCCGCCUUUCUGGUAACUUUAUCAACUUUCCUUGCGAUGCCUGAUACCCUCAUCUGGCUUGGCAUCCUCGCUAUUCUAUCAAAAGUCUUCUCGAACUGUUUCCUCGCCUCUUUGAACGCACGGACAACAAUACAAGAGGUUACCAACAGACCCACAAAUAUACCGCUAUCUUCCUGGGGAGAAACCUGGCAUACCGUAUUACCGGUAGCCGAUGUGAGGAGCACACUUUCCAAUUCCGGUAGUCAUCCGCCCAGAUUUCCCGAGGACUCUGUUAUCGAUAUUCAUGUAUCGAAAGAGAUAAUUCACGGACAGUGA
Messenger RNA from Marasmius oreades (fairy-ring Marasmius), 444 nucleotides. RefSeq lists its product as uncharacterized. Lineage: Eukaryota; Fungi; Basidiomycota; Agaricomycetes; Agaricales; Marasmiaceae. Bases 1 to 444 code for a protein of 147 amino acids. The transcript has 9 exons. The record is from RefSeq and is a predicted model, not a curated record.